Molecule: messenger RNA, 3559 nt
Organism: Pantherophis guttatus
Lineage: Eukaryota; Metazoa; Chordata; Lepidosauria; Squamata; Colubridae
Gene: ACBD3
Product: acyl-CoA binding domain containing 3
Cellular component (GO): Golgi membrane
Molecular function (GO): fatty-acyl-CoA binding
Source: RefSeq, a predicted model, not a curated record
CAGGCGAUGGCGGCCGCGGCGGCGCUCAGUUCGGAGCGGCUGGAGGUUUCCAUUGACGGCCUGACUCUGAGCCCGGAUUCGGAGGAGACUAGGCCUGGCCAGGCGGACGUUAGGCCGCUCCCGCUGGCUGGCAGCCGAGGGGGGACUUCUGGUCAGCCGGGGGGGCAGGUGAGGGACGAGGCCGGCGGAGACGGAGACGGAGACGGCGGCGGAGCGCUGAAUCUGGAGCGGCGCUGGGGCUUCGGCCUGGAGGAGUUGUACGGCCUGGCGCUGCGCUUCUUCAAAGAAAAAGAUGGCAAAGCCUUUCAUCCCACCUAUGAAGAAAAACUCAGACUGGUAGCCCUGCAUAAACAAAUUCUGCUGGGACCUUACAAUCCAGAUACCUGCCCUGAAGUUGGAUUCUUUGAUGUACUUGGAAAUGACAGAAGGAAAGAAUGGGCUGCGCUUGGCAGUAUGGCAAAGCAAGAAGCUAUGACAGAGUUUGUAAAACUCCUGAAUAGGUGUUGUCAACUCUUUUCAACAUAUGUUACAUCCCAUAAAAUAGAGAAAGAAGAGCAGGAGAAGAAAAGGAGGGAAGAGGAGGAACGUAGGCAACAUGAAGAGGAAGAACGAGAGCGUUUACAAAAAGAGGAAGAAAAACGCAGGCAAGAAGAGGAAGAGAGACUCAGACGGGAAGAAGAGGAGAGACGGAGGAUAGAAGAAGAAAGAUUCCGAAUGGAACAGCAAAAGCAACAGAUAAUGGCAGCAUUGAACUCUCAGACUGCUGUCCAGUUCCAACAAUAUGCAGCCCAACAGUACCCAGGCAACUACGAGCAGCAACAAAUCCUAAUCCGCCAGCUCCAGGAGCAGCAUUAUCAACAGUAUAUGCAACAACUUUAUCAGGUCCAACUUGCACAGCAGCAGGCAGCUUUACAGAAACAGCAAGAAGCAGCUGCUACAGCUUUAGUUACAUCUGUAUCAAAGGCAAAUUCAGCCACUGCAGGGGAAAUCUCAUCAGUCAAUGGGCAGGCUAGUGCACAUCCAGGCUGCCCUGAAAAAGACCCGGAAAUAGAUGCUUUAGAAGAAGCACUCGAGAAUGGACCAAAAGAAUCAGUUCCAGUAAUAGCAGCACCUUCCAUGUGGACACGGCCCCAGAUUGCUGACUUCAAAGAGAAGAUUCGCCAGGAUGCAGAUUCUGUAAUCACAGUGGGCAGAGGAGAAGUAGUGACAGUUCGAGUUCCAACACAUGAAGAGGGCUGUUAUCUUUUCUGGGAGUUUGCUACAGACAAUUAUGACAUUGGUUUUGGGGUAUAUUUUGAAUGGACAGACUCCCCUAACACAGCUGUCAGUGUUCAUGUUAGUGAAUCCAGUGAAGAUGAGGAAGAAGAAGAAGAACAUGCUAGCACUGAAGAGAAAGCCAAAAAGAAUGCGAACAAACCUCAGCUAGAUGAAAUAGUGCCUGUGUACAGAAGAGACUGUCAUGAAGAAGUGUAUGCUGGCAGCCAUCAGUACCCAGGGAGAGGAGUCUAUCUUCUUAAAUUUGACAACUCUUACUCACUAUGGAGGUCAAAAACAGUUUACUACAGAGUGUAUUAUACUAGAUAAAGAUCUUAUAUUGUUGGAGGUUGGGGUGGUGCGGAAGACAUCAUGUUAUUUGGAACUUACAUCGAGCAUACUGGACUAUUUGACUUCGUUAUCCUGUUUAAUGUAUCUGUGGUUGUGUGUGCGUAUGUGUGUGCUUGUUAAUUUUGAUACUGGGAAUGAGGCUUUUAUCUAACGAUCAUUAUAAAUGAGAUAGGUGGGGCUAGGAUCUCCCAUUUUUUCCUGGUGAUGGUUCUUUGCCAGAAGUCAAGACAAAAGUCAAUUGAAUUUAUGCAUUGACUUUUAAAAUGCUUUCAAUUCUAAGGCACGCAUGCACACACGCACACACAAACGAACACUGGGAGAUAUUUCAUUAGUGGCAGUCAUGAUGUUGCCUGAUGUAUAAACUUUGAACUUUUAAAAACAAAAUCUGUUAGCUGUUCAUUUGAUGGUACCAGCCUUACUUGUGGGGAACAGGGGAGUUGGAUGCCAUCUGCACUGUAGCAAGCAAGUUUCUUAAUACUGUAUUUGAAUGUCAGAUUUUUACACCAUUAAACUUGAAACCUUAGUGGAUGCAGUUUAGAAAAGUAUUUGCUGUCUGUUCUCAUUGAAAAAAAUAUUUGGAGCCUAGAAUAAUAUGAUUUUGGAUGAGAUAAAGAAAUGUGUGUGUGUGUGAUGUGCACGCAUGCAAGCAAGUGUCCUUGUCAAAAGGUGUGCACGCCCAUGAGUAUACAUAUACAUAAAUACAUGCAUAUGCUUAUACCUAUAUACAUCAGGGAUAUUUUGUUUGAUCACAGGCUUACAAAGAAUUGAUUUUGGGCAUCAAGAAAAUAACAGAUAUCUGUCUUUCCCCUGUAUCUGCUGCUAUUCCUAAAAUUGUUUUGUGUAUUCUUCUUAUUUUAAAACAAAGAAUAUCUUUGUUUAUCUCACCUAAAAUUAAUGAGAUCCACUUUUGCUUUUGAAAUUUGCAAUAAAACAGGUAUAUUAUGUAUGAGACAUUCCUUUUGGACUACAUGUCUUUUGGAAUUGUAUAGGUAAAUGUCCUAAUACAUAAUACUUCAUACUAUUUUUUCUGUGCUGGUUUUAUAAUCUAGGGAUCUUUUCCUAAUUUUUUUGAAAAUUGAAGCUUCCACAUUCACUUUAUGCAUUAUCAAAGAGAGUUGCAUUAUUGUAGAAUAAAUAUUGCACUAACGUUCUUAAAAUCACUGCCAGGCUCACCCUUAUCUUACUUUUAAGUUACUUUUGAUUUUCCAACACAUGCCCUCUUGUUCUUUCACAAGUAAUAUUCCAACGUUCACAUUGAGGCUAGACCAAAACUAAAAUUACAUAUUUGCUCAACAAUGACUAAAAGUGGGGUUUUGUUCUUUAUUUUCAGUUAUAUAACAGUUUUUGUAUGGAGUAUGCUUCCCAAAGGCAAGGUAGGAGUGCAGGUGUUGAACAGUUUGUAGAGAUGUGUUAUGCUUGACUCCCCAUCACCAAUAUCUCUUUGAAUAGGCUGACAUACAUAUUCGUUCCACUGCAAAUAAAUCUGUUGGUAUUUUAGACAUUCUGUUUGAAUAUUUGUAUAUACAUGAUGUUUUUCCUUUCUCAUAUCUCUCAUAAGAUAAGAGUUAUCUUAUUUGAUUUACGUUUUAAGCUUCUGUCCAACUAAUGCUGUCCGGACAGCUCUGUUCUAACAUGUUUCCUCAUGUGUACAUAAUACUGUAUAAGCAAUGGAAUUGAAAAGUAAUUUGCUUUUUCAAAGCUGUUAUUUUAAAAAGAAAUUAGAGGUAGGCAUUUAUUCUGUUCCAUUUGUUUUCAUCCAUACAAAUUAUGAUCCAAAACAAAAAAAAUAUGUUGGAGAGCAAUACUUGUAAACAACAGCAAUUUUUUGCUGUCAGGCUUUGUGGAUACCCAAACUCCAAAAGUUGCCUCUUACUGUUAAAUAGUGCAGAUAAGUGCGCGUUCAAGAUAUCUUGGAAUAAUAUAUUUAAUCUGAAUUAAAAAUUAUUAUAUGGAU